AUGUUACAAGUGCUGCUAGACGUACUUACCAGCCAGGCCAUGCUCUAUUAUGGCACACUGGUGGCAAUCCAGCUCACUGUAUUGACAACUUGCAGCUGCAAUCCAAAGAGUCCCUUUUCCAGGCGCUCUGCGAUUUUCAAGACAGUCUGGAACAUCAGAAUGUUCCGAAACAAAGCGAGCCAUGCAACUCCUACAGCGACUCUGUUAUUGGCCCACGGCACGGAAGCUGAUGAGCAAAUCAGACGUCCACGCCAGCCGCGCCACAAAGUCACGCUGUGGAUAUCGCUGCCAGAUCAGCCCGCCUUCUUCGUACUCUCCGUCAUCCUGCGGCACCUCGGUACAACGUCGGCGACGAGCAUCCGGGACGGGGCUGUAGUGCAGCAGCAAAACGGCCGCCCAGAUUAUCGUCCAGCUUUGGAGCAGGCCAGUCAUGAAUGCGAGAGACGGAUGGGGAAUCUCUGCCGUCGCGAUGGUGCUUGCUGCGGCAGCGGCCGUGCAAAGAGUGGUUAG
This is a messenger RNA of Pyricularia grisea, 510 nucleotides long. RefSeq lists its product as uncharacterized. NCBI's taxonomy places the organism in Eukaryota, Fungi, Ascomycota, Sordariomycetes, Magnaporthales, Pyriculariaceae. The transcript has 2 exons. The record is from RefSeq and is a predicted model, not a curated record. The coding region runs from base 1 to 510 and encodes 169 amino acids.